Schizophyllum commune H4-8 is the source of this 543-nucleotide messenger RNA. RefSeq lists its product as uncharacterized. The record is from RefSeq and is a predicted model, not a curated record. The transcript has a single exon. Lineage: Eukaryota; Fungi; Basidiomycota; Agaricomycetes; Agaricales; Schizophyllaceae. The coding region runs from base 1 to 543 and encodes 180 amino acids.
AUGCGAUGCGUACGCACAAGGCGGUGCCCCUGGGUAUCCUUGCACGCCGUCCCCAUCGCUGUACCAGCAUCCCCCUGCAGCUAUUCCCACGCCUACAAUUCCCCUCGCCCGUCCCAUGGCUUAGCCUCGCGCCCAUCAUGCCCCGACGAGCUUCCUGCGUACGGCAAUGGAAUCACGGUCGCCACACAUACGACCAAUGAGCCUCUCGUAGGCUGGUCACCUCCCUCGUCCAUCCCCAACACGCUGCUCCCGGUACAUUCCCCGAAUCACUACCUCACCUCGGCGUCGUCGGCUGCGACAUCGAGCCAGCUACAAACCCCCAACAACGUCGCACAAAUCAUGCCAAAGCCCAGGAGCGUAAUCCAGCUCGGCAGCAUGCAACUUGCCAAUCACUGUGCGCUUCGCGAGCUGGGUGGGCAGGAUUGCUUCGUCGGCAAGGCCUUGUCCCCCGCUAUCCUUUGCUGCAGCAUCAGCACGAACGAACAUAUGCAGAUCCACAACGUUACCCGCCGCGCGAGCGUCCUUUGCUUGUGCGAGGGCUGA